GAGUUCAAACAGGAAAGCUUGAGUUUGCUCAACCACUGUUAUCAACAAGAUGAUACCGAAACACUGCGAUUGCUGACAGCCGAGUUACCCAACUGGGGACAGCACACCUGUCUUUCAUUAGCCGUUAUUGCGAAUAAUAGGAGAUUCCUUGCGCAUCCGUGCUGUCAGAUUCUGCUCGCCGAUUUGUGGCACGGUGGUCUUGGCAUGAAAAGCAUUCUGUUGCUGGAUGUGAAAGCGCGUAUAUCGAAGCGACGAAUGGAUUCGUUGCAGGAUCAUCAAUAUUUGAUCAAAGGCGACGAAUCAGAAAAUGUUCGUUUCCAGGAUCUUUUUCUUUUCUGGUUUUUUUUUAACGCAUAA
Messenger RNA from Gongylonema pulchrum, 357 nucleotides. The record is from the annotation of a GenBank genome assembly. Lineage: Eukaryota; Metazoa; Nematoda; Chromadorea; Rhabditida; Gongylonematidae.